AUGGCCGAAGCACAGCCCGACGCAUCAGAGACUGCUGAUGCUUCUUCUUCCCAUGUCAAAUGCGAAGUCAAGACAUGGCAUCUGCUCCAAAAGGAAGACGGCACCGAGGAGAAGACGUCUGUCGAAGGCUUUGGCCACGUCGAGCCCUCGACAGAUCACUUUGCACUAGUCGUCACUCGGAAAAUGGAUAAGAACCACAAACUGGAGUCAACCACGCUGAAUGUCAACUCUCCUUAUAUCCUGAAGGCAUUCCGGGAUGUCAUCAAAUCACACCCGACCAUUCCUUCGGACUUUACAUCGUCGGUGUCUAUUCCUAUCCCUUCGGAAAUGCUGUUUCACCACUGGGAUGGCUUGCAGAGCUACUUUGAUGGACUGGAAAGCGAUACCGCCCGUUCCCAUCUCGCGCUGUUGCUCAAGUUUAUGGACUUUGAUAUGGGUGCUGUGAGAAAGAGCUACACGGCACAAGUACGCAGCGGUCUUGUCGAGUUCGCUAGACUGGGCAUCCUCUUCCGACCAGGCGAUACCGUGGUCACUUACGUCAAGGCUCACCCCUGGCUACUGAAAGUAGACAAGACUGCCUACGAGACUCAUGACAAACGAGGCAAAUAUUGCGAGCUCCAAUGUUCGUUUUCCGACUACGAUGGCGAAAAAUACGGUGUUUCCAAGCACGUGUUUCGUAUUUAUCAAAAAGAGGAUUUUGGCUCUGAUCACCCGUCCAAGAUCUUGGAACUUAAGGUGUUUCCGAGGGCGUGUGCGCCUGACGAUGCGGAUCUGGAGGCUAGAUUGAGGGAGCGUGGGCAAUUGUUUUUGUCUAUCACGGGUGCUAUGGUGAAGCAAUAUGAUGGCCCGGCUCAGUAUCUCAAGUUACCGCCUUUGUCGUUCUUUCACCCUGACGAAAAUGACUGGAAGCAACUCUGGAUGCCGUUUACGGAAACAGGAAGGGUCAUCAUUGACCGCAAAGCCUUCGAGCAAGACCACCCUAGCGGCAUUAUCAGCAAGCGACCCCUGGAGUCUUUGGACACUGCCCUGUGUCCACCGUAUGUCAUCGGAUUCUCCUGCAGCCGCAAAGACUGGUGUCGCUUCUACAUCACCUCUCUCUCAGAAGUACCUUGGAAACCACAAGCCUUCAACGAACUCAUCCUACCCCAAAGCCAACUAAACCUCGUCCGCGCCCUGGUAACCUCGCACACCUUUCCCACCUCCGCCCGCGACGAAGACCAGCAAAAAGGAAAAGGGCUGGUGUGUCUUUUGCAUGGCCCUCCAGGCUCAGGCAAAACUUUGACUGCAGAAUGCGCAGCUGAAACCACUCAAAGAGCACUCAUCCGCGCCUCCAUCAGCGAGCUAAACAAGCACGACUCACCCUGGGUUUUCGAGCAGGAAUUAACUCGCGUGUUGAGGCUAGCCACAACCUGGAAAGCCAUUGUAUUGCUCGACGAAGCAGAUGUGUUUCUCGAAGCCCGUGGCGAUGACUCCCAUGAUGCCUCCAACAGAAACGCGUUGGUCGCCGUCUUCCUCCGCCAUCUCGAGUACUUUUCCGGCAUUUGCUUUUUGACCACCAAUCGCAUUGCGGUCUUUGAUGCAGCGAUGAAGUCGCGCGUGCACCUGGCAUUGGGAUAUCAAGAACCUGCCAAAGAAGCUCGUCGCUUGAUCUGGAAGCAAAGUUUGGAUAAGAAAGAGGCAUAUUUGCUAGAUGACAGCGGCAAAGAAGUUGCUGUAGAUGAGGCUGCAGAGUUGAUGUCGACAGAGGCUUUGAACGGCAGAGAAAUUUCUAAUGCCAUUCAUACGGCAAGCACUUUGGCGAGAUAUGCUGGCCAGCCUUUGGCGUUGAGUCAUAUCAAUGAGGUGCUCGCUGUAAAGAGGGAUUUUGAAGUCACGCUGGAGGAGUUGAGAAAGACAAAUCCUUCGCGCGUAUCGUCUGUCACAACUACCACACCACGUUAG
This is a messenger RNA of Aureobasidium uvarum, 1941 nucleotides long. Lineage: Eukaryota; Fungi; Ascomycota; Dothideomycetes; Dothideales; Saccotheciaceae. The record is from the annotation of a GenBank genome assembly.